AUGACUUGCGCUUACACCGCUUUGAUGAAGCAAAGCUCGCCUUCGAGGCCGACCUGGACACCGGACGAGAUUCCUGAUCUGACCGGCAAAGUGAUGCUGGUAACUGGCGGCAAUUCGGGUGUUGGGAAGGAGAUGGUUCGUGAACUCCUUCAGCACAACGCCAGAGUCUACCUUGCUGCGCGCUCCGAACCCUCUGCGCAGGCCACCAUUAUGGAACUGCAAGAGAAGACCGGCAAAACUGCUCGGUUCUUACACCUCGACCUUGCAGAUCUUUCUUCAGUACGCGCAGCGGCAAUCGACUUCCUCUCACGCGAGCGGCAACUGGACGUCCUAUUCAACAAUGCCGGUGUCUUCCUCGCCCCGCGAGACAAGCUUACGGCGCAAGGAUACGACAUGACAGUCGGGACGAACGUACUCGGACCUUUCCUUUUCACGCAACUACUCAUGCCCGCACUGUGCCAUCCCGGUGCGCACUCGAACAUCGAGAAAGGCCGAGUAAUCAGUACAUCCUCCGUCACGCACUACUUUGCGCCUCACUUCGACACCGAUGUUGCUCGCCCUGGACCGGCACGCGACAAGCUUGGUCGCGAUGCGCUUAGAAACGACGUGCUCUAUGCCCAGACGAAGACAGCAGAAACCGUGCUCGCGACUGAGCGCGCGCGACGGUACGAAGACGAGCUGAUCAGCGUCGCAAUCAACCCUGGGAAUAUCCAGACCGGCAUGCAGAGAAACAUGAGCAAACUUGAUGCGGCUAUGGCGAAGAGCAUCCUGUACCCCGUCGAACUCGGUGCAUAUACGGGUCUGCGCGCUGGUACGACACCAGAGGCAGCUGAAUGGAAUGGCAAGUACCUCCGACCAUGGGCGAAACUGGGAGAGGCCCAUCCUGCGACGCAGGAUCCCGAAACUGGCCGUAAGCUCUGGGCAUGGGCUGAAGAGCAGUGCAGAGAAUGGCUUAAACCUAUCCCUCUUCCGAGGGAUCAGUAG
Peniophora sp. CBMAI 1063 is the source of this 984-nucleotide messenger RNA. Lineage: Eukaryota; Fungi; Basidiomycota; Agaricomycetes; Russulales; Peniophoraceae. The record is from the annotation of a GenBank genome assembly.